AUGGCAACUGUUCCUGAACUCAACAGUGAAAUGAUAGCUUUCCACAGUGAUGAGAAUGACCUGUUCUUUGAGGUUGAUGAGCCCCAAAAGAUGAAGUGCUGCUUCCAAAGUCUUGACCUGAGCUAUCCAGAUGAGAGCAUCCAGCUUCAAAUCACCAAGCAGCAUCACAACAAGAGCUUCAGGCAGGUGGUCUCAGUCAUCGUGGCUGUGGAGAAGCUGUGGAACAUACCUGUCGCUGGCCCAUGGACCCUCCAGGAUGAGGAUCUGAGAACCUUCUUUUCCUUCAUCUUUGAAGAAGAGCCCAUCUUUAGUGACUCCUGGGAUGAUGAGCUGAUCGUGGCUGAUGUUCCCAUUAGACAGCUGCACUGCAGGCUCCGAGAUGAACAGCAGAAAUGCCUCGUGCUGUCUGACCCAUGUGAGCUGAAAGCUCUCCACCUCAAUGGACAGAAUAUAAACCAACAAGUGGUAUUCUCCAUGAGCUUUGUACAGGGAGAAACAAGCAGCAACAAGACACCUGUGGCCUUGGGCAUCAAGGGAAAGAACCUGUACUUGUCCUGUGUGAUGAAAGGUGACAUGCCCACCCUGCAGCUGGAGAGUGUGGAUCCCAAACAAUACCCAAAGAAGAAGAUGGAAAAGCGAUUUGUCUUCAACAAGAUAGAAGUCAAAAGCAGGGUGGAGUUUGAGUCUGCACAGUUCCCCAACUGGUACAUCAGCACCUCUCAAGCAGAGCAUAAGCCCGUCUUCCUGGGGAACAACAGCGGCCAGGAUUUAGUUGACUUCACCAUGGAAUCCGUUUCUUCCUAG
This is a messenger RNA of Cricetulus griseus (Chinese hamster), 804 nucleotides long. Lineage: Eukaryota; Metazoa; Chordata; Mammalia; Rodentia; Cricetidae. The record is from RefSeq and is a predicted model, not a curated record.